AUGGAGACAUGGAUACCCGAUCAGUCAACAAGAGAGUUUUACAAAGAUUACGUUGGCAUCAGCGAUCCUCAAGAGUUGAAGGAUCACUUGGAAACCAUUCAACAACAGUUGCUACAGCACGGCCCUCCGUACAAAUGUAUAGAACGGUAUAAAUUUGCUUAUUCGCGGAUGUGUCGUCGUUUCUUUUACGACCAAUUGCUGGAGAUUGGUCGAAACACAAAGGACCCUUGGUUGAUUGAUAUUGGCUGCUGCGCAGGAAUCGAUUUGCGACAAUUACAAUUGGACGGUUAUCCUGGUAAAUACCUGGUGGGCACCGAUAUAUCGCAGUAUUACAUCGAUUACGGUUACGCUUUAUGCAAAGAUCGUGGACGAUUUCCUGCCCAGUUUGAAGUGGGGGACCUCUUUGACGACAGGUUCCUGAGUUGCCAGACAACGGCAUCGCCAGCUGUAUCGAGGCAAGGGCUGAAUCGAUUCGUUCACCAGGCGAUCGCUGUUAUAUCUGGAAGCGUGCUCCACCUUUUCGAUUCAUUGGACACGGUUCAACAGUUCAUUAUCCGGGUCAAAGCCCUGUUGCGUCCUGGCGGUCUGUUUGCUGGUGCCCAUGUGGCUUCCAAUCAAAGUAUGGCGAUUUGGCGAGCGAACCGGGGUUCAACCAAACAGUAUACUGGUAUUGAUGAUUUUCGUCGAAUGCUGGAAAAAGAGCAGUUCACAGAUAUUGUCAUGCAAACCGAAGAGCGAAUGCUGGAGAAUGACGAUGACUUUGGGUCUACCCUUGUUUUUUGGCUGUCUUUCACUGCCAUUUACAAUCCCACCUAA
This is a messenger RNA of Radiomyces spectabilis, 816 nucleotides long. RefSeq lists its product as uncharacterized. The transcript is spliced from 3 exons. The record is from RefSeq and is a predicted model, not a curated record. The coding region runs from base 1 to 816 and encodes 271 amino acids. NCBI's taxonomy places the organism in Eukaryota, Fungi, Mucoromycota, Mucoromycetes, Mucorales, Radiomycetaceae.